AUGCGUUUCACCACCAUUACUAUGUCUUUCCUCGUCGCCCUUCCAAGUGCUCUAGCCGCUAGUAUUCCUGCUCCGCACACCUUCAACACCCCUGUCCUCGACAAACGUGACCGCGCAUGUAGUUAUGUGGAUGACUGCAGGACCAACUGUGCCGCCUUUGGGGGCACCCCCGGCAGUCAAUUGGCUCAGGGCCUUUGCCUUGCUACGUGCGGUGAUUCAUGUGGGUGUGGCCCGACUGAGGUUUGCAACAAUAAGGAAGCUCUCGAAAACAUUUGCAAGAGCUUCAAGGAGAGUGACGUUCCCGAAGAACAGGUUGCGGUACCACUCUUUUGCUAUCUCGCGGGCCAGGAGUAG
Aspergillus caelatus is the source of this 354-nucleotide messenger RNA. RefSeq lists its product as uncharacterized. The transcript has a single exon. The record is from RefSeq and is a predicted model, not a curated record. NCBI's taxonomy places the organism in Eukaryota, Fungi, Ascomycota, Eurotiomycetes, Eurotiales, Aspergillaceae. Bases 1 to 354 code for a protein of 117 amino acids.